AUGCUCGCUAGUGUCAGGACGCCAGCAUGUCUGAAUUGGGGUUUCACUGCAUCAUUCUCCACCGCCCGGCACCGACAGACUUUGGUGGCACCGUCGACUCACCCCUACUGUCCACACACCAAACCAAAAGAAGAAGCAUCGACAGAAAGUCUCCUGUGCUUCUCAUCGACUCAUCCUGUCCAUGCCUUCUUGUUAUCGUCUCCUACAAGCAAUUCGCGUUUCCACAAGGCUCGUCUCCAACCCGUCAACACCAUCACCGCCACGGGGAAGGACGAUGACCACUGCAGAUCAAGUUUCCAUUUGUUUGUUUGUUUGUUUUUUCUUUCUUUCUUUCUUUCUUUUUCCCACGUAGGUCUUUUCUUUCUUUCUUUCUUUCUUUCUGUUCACGAUGUUCUUUCUUUCUUUCUUUCUUUCUUUCUUUCUUUCUUUCUUUCUUUCUUUCCCCAUGUAGGUCCUUUCUUUCUCUCUAUUCACGAUGUGAGUUCUUUCUUUUUUCUCGUAUCUGAGAUCUUUCUUACUUUCUUUCUUUCUUUCUUUCUUUCUUUCUAUUCACGAUAUCUUUCUUUCUUUCUUUCUUUCUUUCUUUCUUUCUUUCUUUCUUUCUUUCUUUCUCCGUAUAUGUUCUUUUUUCUUUCUAUCCACUAUGAAAUUUCUUUCUUUCUUUCUUUCUCCCACGAAGGUCCUUUCUUUCUUUCUUUCUUUCUUUCUUUCUUUCUUUCUUUCUCGACUUCCUGUAUCAUAAGUCCUUUCUUUUUAAACAACCCAAUGGACAAAAGACAACUUUGUCUCUUAACGCUACGUUAUUAA
Acanthosepion pharaonis is the source of this 807-nucleotide messenger RNA. The record is from the annotation of a GenBank genome assembly. Lineage: Eukaryota; Metazoa; Mollusca; Cephalopoda; Sepiida; Sepiidae.